CAACUUAACCAUGAUAAUAAUAGACAAUACCAUAAAUACCCACUCCUGUUUUUCUUAUGUUUAUCAGUGAGUUUUAUGACAGUAUCACGAACGGAAGCUAAGAAUUCCGGGUUCGCCUCCAGGACUGUGAACACACCAAAGUAGCCGUUGGGAUCGAACCUUAUAGUUUCCAGUCAGUAACGGUUCCGUUAAAUGUCAGAAGAUUCGCUUUUGUUCCCGAUUUCUCCAGCUAAACGUUAAAAUGGCCGAAGUUGAUGAAAUAGUGAAGAGGCUCCAGGCUCAAAAAGGAGUGGAAGGAGUCAUCAUCGCUAAUUCUGAGGGAAUCGCCAUCAGGUCCACUCUGGAAGACCAGCACACGGUCCAGUAUGUGGCGUUGAUCCAACCCCUGCUGGUGAAGGCCAAGAAGAUGCUUCUGGAAAUGGAUCCCUCGGACGACUUCACCUACCUGCGGGUCCGCACUGAGAAGAACGAGAUCAUCAUCACUGCAGAUAAGGAAUAUUUCAUGGUUGCGAUCCAGAAGCCUGCACCCUGAAGUUGCUUCUUCUUUUUCAAUCUUUAAUCUUUAUUGAAAGUUUAUAUUUUAUCAUCCACACCAACAAUAUUCAAUGUUUCUUUAAAGAUGGUACAUCUUGUUUGUCCCAGGUUCUUGUUCUAGUUUGCUUUGCAGCGAUUAAUAAAUUUUGCUCCCAGAGGAUUUGUAUUUUUAAGUGUAACUAAGCCCCACCCCCAGACAAAUUUAGAACAAUUCCUGUAAUGUGGGCGGAGCCAAGAUACACUGAGGGGCGUGGUCAAGACGAAAAAAGCACUGUUGCCCAUUUAUCCACUUUGCUCCUAUUUAGCAACUUUUCAGACUCUAAUCCUCUUCUGUUUAUAUUGGAGUUUUUUGUAAUACACUGCCAACUACUGGCCAUGCACUGCAUGUGCAGCAAACGUUUCUCAAAUCCAAGAUGGCUGACAGAUAAAAAAACAUGCUGAGCAUCUCAGGAGUAUCCAGUCAGUCUUUCUAGAGUAGAAGAACUUUGCAGGUAAAAUAAAUACUGGAACAUCAAGUAACAACUCAAGAAUACAUCUAGUCAUAUAUUUUAUAAAUAUCAGCUUUAAAUAUAGAGAAAAAGAUAACUGGUUAUCCAGUAAAUUGGACAUUAUGCAUCACUGGAUAUAUUUCAACAGCCAUUGAUAUCAUUAAUCUGACAAUAGUUCUAUAAGAUGCACCACACAAAAUCUCAUAUUCUACUGCAUAACUUGGAGAUUUUUGGAAGGAAAAAAGUAAAUUGCAGCCAUAAACAUGUAAGUUGGUUGAAGAGCCUAUGAGAUAGUGGAGCAACCGCUUGCCUCCCAGAUGAUGUUCUUCCAGAACUUUCUUUGUAUAUACCUAAGUCCAGUCUAGCAUUUCUAUUAUUUAGAGUGGUUUUCAGUUAAUCGUCAAAAGUUUUUCUGCGUUAUUUUUCUCUUUGCUGUGGUGCGCUGCACUAAAUUAAUAAUCUCCAGGUUUCAUUUUGUUAAUGGGUUUGUUCUACAGUGGCCGUUCAUCUAUGGAGGGGAAGUAAAAGAAUCCUCUUUGUUUUGCAAAGUGUCUGCAAAGUUUCUGGAUGUAAACAGUUAAGUGUAACAUAUCUAUAUGUAAUUCCAAUUAGUCUGAACCACUAGCUGGAAUUAAAGCUCUGCUAUAGCACAAAGCAUAGCGGACCCAUGGCUUCCAGACCAACAAAAAGAAAAUAUGUGAACACUCUUAACCAAUAUGCGAGAAAAAGAACAAAACAUGAACAAAAUGGCUGCUAUUGUGAUUGACCCAUGUUGUACGGAUAAGGGAAAUAUGUCAUAUGUCAAGCUGCCUCUGAUCUCCUACCAUGAUAUAGUUCACACAAAUGGUGAGCUUCGCAGCCUGAAACAAUCAGUGUUUAAAAGUAUUUGUAAAGGACACACAAACUUUUUGUGUGGAUUACAAGGUUCUGCCGACUGGCAGAGCAAGUGUAUAUAGGCUACAUAUCUGUCUUA
Messenger RNA from Xiphophorus maculatus (southern platyfish), 1995 nucleotides. Its product is annotated as dynein light chain roadblock-type 1-like. The record is from RefSeq and is a predicted model, not a curated record. Gene Ontology annotation, molecular function: dynein intermediate chain binding. NCBI's taxonomy places the organism in Eukaryota, Metazoa, Chordata, Actinopteri, Cyprinodontiformes, Poeciliidae. Gene Ontology annotation, cellular component: cytoplasm; cytoplasmic dynein complex. The transcript has 4 exons. Gene Ontology annotation, biological process: microtubule-based movement. The coding region runs from base 242 to 532 and encodes 96 amino acids.